AUUGCUCUUGGAUUAAAUAAAUAGUUGCUGUCCCUCUAGAAGACCAUGACAAAUCUGAGGCAAAUCCUUCUCCUUCAGUAAUGACAAUUGACUGCUUCCAUACGUUAGAGGCUAAGUCUUAGAAAGAUUGCCCCGUCACUGUCGCAAAAACUAUCAAACAACUUCUUCUUUCGAUCUCACUGUUUAUUUCAGUGUCUCGGAGAUGCCCUUCUGCAGUGUUGGAUGCACCACUCGCAGAGUUUCAAACCAAAUCUUUGCUUCAUUUUGAUGAUACAAGGUCGAUGGACAUGAAGAACCCUUCUGAUUUCCCUUCUAAUUACAUGCUUCUUGAGGCCAGUGGUGACUCUGAAACUGAUUGCAAUCCCACUAUGGAAGAACAUGGUUCUGAUGAUGAUGCUCAAUCUUGCAUCCACGAUAGUUCUGAGACAUGUAAUGCUGCAGAGCUCAAAGGAUACGAGUUUUGGAAAAAUGAUCAUGAUGUAGACGAUGUUGAAGAUGAUGAGAAGAAAAGUGAGGUUCAUGGAACAUCAUAUUGUGAUGAUGAUGAUGAUGAGAUGCAAGAACACCAGAAGUCGUGUGUCUCUGAUGAGUCAGGCCAUGAAGUGUUGGAUGAGAUGGAAAAGAACAGAAGGUUCUGGGAAGCUUGCUUGGCAUCGUGAUUACGUUUGAAGUAAUUCCCUUUUUCUCUGAAUCACACUGUUCUGGCUUCAAGAACAUUCAUACAAAUUUCUUUCUUUUUGGGUCAAUUAAACUUGUCAAAAAGAUAAAAGCUUUCAAUUGUAUGUAUCUAUGGCUAAACGGAAUUGUUCACAGUUUCAAACCACAUUUACUUGUAUAAAUCAUUGAUCACACUAUUCAAGUAUUACCAUUUCUUAUAACAGCUUAAUCAUGUAGCAUACUCUUGAUACAGAAUCGAUUGAUUCAGUUUAGUUAUCUUUGAAAUUGGGAUUAUGAGAUUCCAUGGUUAAGGAGAUUCAGGGAAAUUCGGUUCUGCGAUUCAUUCUUUCA
Molecule: messenger RNA, 1008 nt
Organism: Vigna unguiculata (cowpea)
Lineage: Eukaryota; Viridiplantae; Streptophyta; Magnoliopsida; Fabales; Fabaceae
Source: RefSeq, a predicted model, not a curated record